Raphanus sativus (radish) is the source of this 515-nucleotide messenger RNA. RefSeq lists its product as uncharacterized. Lineage: Eukaryota; Viridiplantae; Streptophyta; Magnoliopsida; Brassicales; Brassicaceae. The coding region runs from base 122 to 337 and encodes 71 amino acids. The record is from RefSeq and is a predicted model, not a curated record. The transcript has a single exon.
ACAACACUCAUCUUUCACCAAAUUAUUUAACUUUUUAUCUUCUCUUUUUCGUAUUUUAGCAUAUUUUCUCAAAGAGAAGAUCUAUAGAAAAUUUCCUGUGAUCUUUCUAGAUUAACUGAACAUGUCGCUAGACGGACUAGGAGGGAUGGCUUUUGCGGAGGCUUACACGGCGAGGAAGUUUCAUAGAGAAAACAUGGAGACUUUGACGUCAAGCACAGCCACAACCGUCGGUGGUGGAACCGAAGACAACGGUGGACGAUAUAGCCGGUGGUUUUUCGGUAAGCGGAGCACCAAGAAAAACUCGGCUAAAGUUUGUGAUCUAAUAACUAUAGAAUAAGUCGAUGGUCACAUCCAGAACUAAUCUAAGGAAUAAAAAAACUUUAUAUAUCUUUUGUGUUUUACUUUCUUUCUGCUUUAUAUUUGAUGAUGUGUAUUGUGAUUUUCUUUAUGAAAUUUUAGGUGAGAUUGUGUAAAGUGAUGAGAUUUCCUUAAAUUUUAUAUGGUUCAUGUGAUAA